Talaromyces proteolyticus is the source of this 5363-nucleotide messenger RNA. RefSeq names its product putative phospholipid-transporting ATPase. Gene Ontology annotation, biological process: phospholipid translocation; intracellular protein transport; post-Golgi vesicle-mediated transport. NCBI's taxonomy places the organism in Eukaryota, Fungi, Ascomycota, Eurotiomycetes, Eurotiales, Trichocomaceae. Gene Ontology annotation, molecular function: ATP hydrolysis activity; ATP binding; magnesium ion binding. The coding region runs from base 356 to 5305 and encodes 1649 amino acids. The record is from RefSeq and is a predicted model, not a curated record. Gene Ontology annotation, cellular component: plasma membrane. The transcript has a single exon.
CCAUAUCUUGCAUCCAGGUGGCAGCACCCGCCUCUUUCUUCAAUUCUCGUCUAAUCACUCUGCUUGCGUCUGUCGUUCCCACGCUUGCUUUGCUAUUGCUCUCGUUUAUAUCGAUACCCCUGUUUUCCUUGUAAAUAUUCUUUUGAUUUAUCUGUGUAUAUUGUCUUUCUGCCAGCGACGUCCCCAGGCUUCGCAAAAAUUCACCGUUAGCGACGACGAAACGAACCUACUCCCGACGUUGGUCCAUGAAUAUCGCCUGACUCGACGGCAUUCGAAGAUUGUGUACUAUGAAUGAGCGAUAGAUAUUGUAGUCAACGGACAGAUAUUUGGGCCGGGCAAGAAUAGCGUGCACGAAAUGACAGGAGGAGAUCAGCCUGCGAAACCAGCCGGCCAAGAGACGAGCGAUUCUCGUCGACCGUCGACAAAUGACGACGAAAUAAUCCCAGUCGGCCACCAGGCAGGUGCGCCGAGGCGAGUGUUAAGCUUACCAUCAGAGGGUGCUGCCGAUGCAGCAGCCAUCGACCGAUCAACUCAUGCUCGAGUGCGGUUUUCAUCCGAUCUAGAUCACGUUUACGACAGCAGAUAUGCGCCCAGCCAAACCCCAGCCGUCCCAGUCAUCCCAGCAACUACGGAAAAGCGACAUGGCACGCCGGGGCUCACAAUCAAUACAGCCGUUGCCGCCUCCCAUAACCCCGUCUCGUCAGGUAAUCCGAGUAGUGAUGCGAAAUCAAUAUCGCCAAUCUCGCCUCCUUCGCCGCAAUCGCGAACCCGGAAUCGCGGCUACUCGCUUCGACGAAGUCUCUUCACAAAGACCAUCCAGACUCAAACCACCCCGGACACGGAACAAAGUAUCGAGCUCGAAGUGCGGCCAGACAUAAAGUCGUCGGCCACGCAGGAGAAGAUUGCGGUUACACAGCAUGAAUUACAGCCUUCCAUGCAGCGGAUCCGAACGCUGGACUCGGAUUCGCAGGAUGAUUGGAUGUCCGUGGCGUAUUCAGAUUCAACACCCCUGAAAUAUACUGCGUCGUUGAUCGCUGGUCAGAAUUGGCUGCUUUCAACAGCUACAAACUCUAAAGCCUGUGUACGUUUUAUGCAGUGGAAAGAAACGAUACGAAAGACCGUAUUCCGGAUUAAAGAAAUCCCUCCAACAAAAGAUGGCCGUCAUAUAGAGCUCAAUGUGAGCUGUGUUGAUGCGCUCAUCGACGAGAGGACUGGUAAACCGUAUGUCGACAAUUCUAUUCGCUCGAGUCGAUAUAGCCUCUGGAGUUUCUUCCCCAAACAGCUGGUUGCGCAGUUUUCCAAGGUGGCCAACUUUUACUUUCUUGUUGUGUCAAUCCUUCAAAUGAUUCCUGGACUGAGCACGACGGGAACUUUCACGACUUUAAUUCCUCUUAUGAUUUUUGUUGGUAUUUCUAUGGGUAAAGAAGGUUUUGAUGAUUUACGUCGAUAUCGAUUAGAUAAAGAAGAAAACAACCGAUAUGUGCAUGUGUUACGACCGGAUGGGAGACAAGAACAGGACCCAAAAGCAGGUUCAAAGGACGGUGCUUCUGUCAUGGCCAAUGAUGAGAAUUGGGUGGCAGUCAAAUGGCAGGGUAUUCGAGUUGGUGAUGUGAUCCGACUCAAGCGCAACGAACCAGUCCCCGCCGAUGUUGUUUUACUGCACGCACAUGGACAGGAUGGGAUUGCUCAUAUCGAAACUAUGGCUCUCGAUGGCGAGACGAACCUCAAAACGAAGCAGGCUUGUCGGACCGUAGCCGCGGUUAGCUCGACCCCUGAAGAAAUUAUUGCACGACAGCAUCCGGUCCGUUUCACGGUCGAGGACCCUAAUAUCGAUCUAUACAAAUUCGAUGGCAAUGCAACAGUUGGGGAGGACAUGUUACCAUUAACUAAUAACGAAAUCGUCUACAGAGGUAGCAUAUUACGAAACACUAAGCAAGUAUAUGCAAUGGUCAUUUACACGGGCGAAGAGUGCAAAAUCCGCAUGAAUGCGAACAAGAACCCUCGCAUCAAAAAGCCUGCCCUGCAGACCGUGGUGAACUAUGUAGUCAUCAUCAUUGUCAGCAUGGUGAUCCUCAUUGCGAUGAUUUGCACAAUUGCUUACAGAUUCUGGAGCAAACAUUACGAGCCUGGCGCAUGGUAUUUGAAGCAUGCGCAUGUACCAAUUGGUCCGGUUUUCACAUCAUUCUUAAUCAUGUUCAACACCUUGAUUCCUAUCUCUCUUUAUGUCAGUAUGGAAAUUGUCAAGGUGGCUCAGAUGCUGUUAUUGAAUGAUAUUGAUAUGUACGACGAGGAGUCUGAUACUCCUCUGGAAGCGCGGACAUCCACCAUUAAUGAAGAACUUGGUCAGAUCAGCUACAUUUUCUCAGACAAGACAGGAACAUUGACCAACAAUACUAUGAAAUUUCGAAUGAUGAGCGUUGCUGGCACAGCCUGGUUGCACGAUAUCGACCUUCGCGAAGAGGCUGCCCGUGAAGGCGAUAAGCAUCGAUUGAUCCACAAGAAACGCAGUAUUAAAGGCAAGAAGGCAAUGCACCGCAAAUCAGGCGUGGAAAGCGUCCGGGCUUCAUCUGUACGAAUGUCAAUGGCAUCUGCUCUUCACGAUCAACCUACUCGCUCAAAGUCAUUUAAGCAAGGAAGGGCGUUUCACGGAGGCAACACUGAGCAAAUGCUGGAAUACAUUCAACGAAAACCUUACACUGUAUUUGCCCGAAAAGCCAAGUUUUUCAUUUUAUCACUAGCUCUUUGCCACGCCUGUAUCCCGGAACGCGAUGAAUCGGGCGAGGUCUCUUUUCAAGCUGCAUCGCCGGAUGAAUUGGCGUUGGUGACGGCAGCCCAACAGCUAGGGUAUUUGGUCAUGGACCGACAGCCCAAUACCUUGACUGUGCGGACAUACCCGUCCGGACUGGAUGAUGAUCCACUGGAUGAGGUCUACGAGAUUCUGGACGUCAUUGAAUUCACUAGCUCGCGGAAGAGAAUGUCUGUGGUUGUCAGGAUGCCUGAUCAACGCAUUUGCCUCUUCUGCAAGGGAGCGGAUACAACAAUAAUGAAGCUUCUUCGUCAAGCUGGGAUCGCUCAGGAAAAAGCCACUGAGAUUGAGAGACGCGCAAGCAAACGAAAGACGGAAGAAGCCUUUGAAGCUAUCAGACGAAAUAGCGAGCACCAUAGUCCUAUAUCUGUGCGACGCCCAAGUCUUGUGCAGAGACGGUCUAGUGUUAGGUCUGUGAACCGAAAUUCGUUGCGUCGAAGCGUCGACAUUUGGCUCAAAGACCGCGAAACAGACGGCGGAAGACUGAACAGAGAUAAUGACAGCGACCAUUAUAGUCCUCGUCCAUCUACUCACUUCAAUCGCAACUCGAUGGCUUUCUCCGACGGUCGACCGUCUUUCCAGGAAGAUGACGACGCGUAUUUGGUUGACGAAAGUCUCGUCGUUGACGACCAUGCCAUUUUUGAGAGAUGUUUCCAGCAUUUGAAUGACUUUGCCACGGAAGGGUUACGUACGCUGAUGUAUGCGUCGCGGUUUAUUGAGGAGUCGACUUACCAGGAAUGGAAGCAAGCGUAUCAGGAAGCAACGACUAGCUUGGUCGAUAGACAGGAGAAGACUGAAAAGAUUGGAGAAGAGAUUGAGACGCAGCUUGACCUGAUCGGAGCCACUGCUAUUGAAGACAAACUCCAGAAAGGAGUGCCAGAGGCGAUUGACAAAUUAAGGCGUGCCAACAUCAAGCUGUGGAUGCUCACGGGCGACAAACGCGAGACUGCGAUCAACAUCGGUCAUUCAUGUCGUCUAGUCAAAGAUUACUCUGAAGUCGUUAUUCUAGACCAGGAAGCUGGAAAUGUGGGGAGGACGAUUGUCAACUUGAUUGCAAGCAUCCGAAAAGGCAAGAUUGCCCAUUCGGUGCUGGUAGUCGAUGGCCAGACGUUGUCGAUGAUUGAAACGGACGAGAUCUUGAUGGCUCGUUUCUUCAAAUUAGCAAUCAUGGUCGAUUCGGUGAUUUGCUGUCGAGCCAGCCCGAAACAAAAGGCAUUCCUCGUGCGAUCUGUGCGAAAGCAGGUCAUGGACGCAAUCACACUUGCUAUUGGUGACGGUGCCAAUGAUAUUGCGAUGAUCCAAGAAGCACACGUUGGUAUUGGUAUCACGGGCAAGGAAGGGUUGCAAGCUGCAAGAAUAUCUGACUACUCUAUCGCCCAAUUCCGAUUUUUGCUCAAGUUACUUCUUGUUCACGGCCGUUGGAACUACAUCCGAAUCUGCAAGUAUACCCUUGGAACAUUUUGGAAGGAGACCUUGUUCUACCUCACCCAAGCUCUUUAUCAGCGGUACAAUGGGUAUACUGGGACUAGUUUGUACGAGAAUUGGUCGCUGAGUAUGUUCAAUACACUGUUUACAUCUUUGGCGGUGAUUUUCUUGGGUAUUUUUGAGAAGGAUCUUGCAGCGUCGACAUUGCUGGCUGUUCCUGAGCUUUAUACUAAAGGUCAACGCAAUGGGGCAUUUAGUAUACGAAUCUAUCUAGGAUGGGUAUCAAUGGCUGUCAUCGAAUCGCUCGUCAUCUUCUUCACCAUGUACAGCCUCUUCGGACAAUCGCUGAUGGGGGUAGACAACACCAUCUUCCCGAUGGGUCUACUAACAUUCACCGCAUGCGUCACAGUGAUCAAUCUCAAACUCCAAUUCCUCGAAAUCCACAACAAAACCAUUCUCUCCGGCAUCGUACUAUUCCUUUCCAUCGGCGGGUGGUUCCUCUGGAACAUGAUCCUAUCCACACGCUACAACGACGCGAAAUCUGGCAAGAGCAUCUACGACGUCCAGGGAAAUUUCCUCACCCGCAUCGGCCGCAGCCUCGACUUCUGGGCUGUUCUGUUCCUCAUCGUCGCCUCUGUGCUUCUCUUCGAAACCAUGGUGAGCACGAUCCGCGCGAUCCUGUUCCCAAACGACGUCGACAUUUUCCAAGAACUCGAAAAGGACCCGGCCAUCAAACGCCGCUUUGAGGAAGCUGCCGCAUCCGAGCUACAGCAAGGCUGGGAUCGCGGGAAGAAGCAAUCCAGCUUUGAGCUUGAGCGCGAAGAAGCGGAGGAGUCCGCGCGCGAGAAGGAGGUUCAUGACUACUUGAACCGGCGACGAGAUCAGAAGCCGGAUGUGACAGGGGAAGAGGAUGGAACCGAUAUACAAGAUACCAUGGUUAUGAGAACAAACAAUGACGACGCGACUGAUGAGGAGAUGGGCAUGAUCAGUCCUGGUGGCUCGCGGCGCAAGUCUCACGAUAUUCACGAAUUAUUUAGCAAGGGGUUUGGGUCGAUUAAGAAGGGGCAUUUGUAGUAUAUACCAUGAUAUCCUUUACGUAUAUAGAGCAUAAUUAGAUUUUCUUACUCUCUUA